UUCGUCCCUGGUUUUCCGAAGUUGAUGCGUUUCCAGGAACAUCACGAUCGUAUCCUCAAGAAGAUGAUGCCCAAACUGAAACAUCACCUGGACAACCAGGAAGUGUUCACCAGUCUCUACACCAUGAAGUGGUUCUUCCAGUGUUUCCUGGACAGAACUCCGUUCACCCUCACACUCAGGAUCUGGGACAUCUACAUCAUGGAGGGUGAACGAGUGCUGUCUGCCAUGUCCUACACUCUCCUCAAACUGCACAAGAAGCACCUGAUGAAGUUGUCCAUGGAGGAGCUGGUGGAGUUUCUGCAGGUGACUUUGUCCAAAAACUUCUACUAUGAGGACGACAUUGUGAUCGAGCAGCUGCAGGCGUCCAUGACGGAGCUGAGGAGGGCGAAGCUGGACCUGCCUGCCCCAGGUAAAGACGACGAGUUUCCCAAGAAGCCGUUGGGGCAGCUUCCUCCUGAGCUGGCAGCAGCAGUGGUGGUGAACCACGUGGCCAACGGUCAGAGCCACGUCGAGCCCGCCGAUCCUCCCAGGGACCGGAGUCCUCUACCGGAGCAGCAGCGGGAGAGUCGGCCUCCCAGCCGGUUACGCCGGGACUCGCUGGACAAACCGUUCCGUCACCACAAGGCUGACAGGAGGGACGCUCGUUCCAGGGGUUCAGGGGAGAUCCCCGCCUCCACCACACCGGAGAGGGGGGCAACGCCAUCCUCAGUGCUCACCCCUACGCCACACCUCACCACAGUGGACAGAGGGAAGCCUGAGAGCCACGCCACCGCCAACCACAACUCCAACGCUGCCUCCAGCUCUCACAAAGACAUCACUCCCCGCUGGUUCAAACCCUCCGAGACGAAGCUGGAAGCGGUCAAAGCGGCAGCGGCCCGGGACACCCACCUGAGCAGGGGUGCAUCACCGGCCCCUUCCAGCCCAGACGACACUGCACUCCCCAAUCGCCGACCGCACUCCAAGGGCUUCGUCCCCGACUCCAACCGAGGCUCCAACGCCUCCCAGUAUGACAACGUGCCAGGGCUGCAAGAGCAGGAGUUUGAGAUCUUGGAGCUCGAGAGACCUCUGUCCAGAAUGAGGACCCCUCGCAGUGAGACGCCCUACAGUGCAUCAUCCCAGAAUCAGGGCAGUCCCAGCCAUGGACCCAGCCUGACAGGGAGCGCCGUCUCCGUCGCCUCUGGGCUGAGGAUGGCCAAGCACCCGCUUCCUCCGUCAUUCUCCCACAACAGUCCCACGGGGGUCCAGUCCAGCUACCCUGGCAGUCAGAGCCAGUUCCACACUCCAUCCCCAAGCAGAACCACGGAGGUUCCAAUCUACCAUCCAGGAUACGGCAUGAACCACAGAGCCGAGGACAGACUGUAUGCCCCGCCCUCCAGGGCCCCCGCACCCUCCAACAUGGCGUACAGUGAACAAGUGUACGCCACCACCCAGCGGCAGCCCAGUAACUUCUCCCCAGAGAGGACUGUUAUGAACAACUCAUUCGCCACUUACCGCAGACAGCCGCCACCAGGCUCCGCCCACAUACCGCGAAGCACCAGACCUCCUCUGCAGCUGGAGACCCAGGGAAGGUCCACCCCCAUCUACCUGCAACAGCUCACCUCCACCGCACAGGUCCACGCUCUGGGGGACAACAGGUUUGAAGGGCAGCUGAGAGGGAAGGUGAACCCGCACCACCUGCCAGAGGGGGGGGCUCAGCGGUCGGUAGACGGGCUCCGGUGGGCGCCAGAGGACGGGCUGCCCCCUCCGUCCCCGGGUGGGAUGCCCCGCUCACCCAGCUUCCAGCAAGCCCAAAUGUCUCCCCACAAGGAGUUCACGUUUCCCGCCAACCCAGACAGCCUGCUUCAGUACAGGACACAGUUCCAGGAGCAGCAGCAACAGCUCCCCCAGCUGUUCGGAGGACCACACUACAGGCACGCACAGGAGGCGUUCGCCUUGCAGGAGUCGAUGCUGCUGUAACACAACGAGGACAUAAAGAGACACUGGAGAUCAAUAUAAACUGAGGUGUAGUCACUGACACUGUGGUAACGAGGGCAAACGUCCGAGCAUUGUUAGGAACCUGGUGUUGUUUCCGCCCUGUUGUUCUUUGUGUGUGAAGUUCUGACCGUCUUACUGUCGCGCUGCAUCGCUGCAGGACACACCAGCCUCCGACGUUUUUACUGCUCGCUCUGAAAAGAGACACACAAAAUAAACUGACUGAAGAUUUUAUUUUAUUUUUGGAUGUAAAUCAUUAAGCAGAGGGGACAGUCUAUAUCUUUUAGAGUCUGACGUGUACAGUGGAUUUUCUUUUUGUUAAUAUGCUGAGUUGUUAUAAGUAGCGGGGGGGGGGGGGACUUUCUCCUGACAGAGCAGAAAAACGCUGAUUUUAUUUUCCAUCAUUAUUUUUUAUAUGUUACUUACAGAUAUUUACAGUAGAGAUCAAUUUACUCGAUAUGCUUGUGAAUGUUAUUUUUCAAAGAGAAGAAGUAAAAAAAAUAUUCCCAAUGACGCGGCAGAGAAACUGUCACUGUAAAGGUUUGAUUUCCAUUUCAACUAUGAAGCGUCUCCACUGUAGAAAAAAAGAGUGUUUGUUGUUUCAGUUUGUUUUCUCCCUGAUGAACUCGUGUGAACUGCGUUUCUCUUUUACACGUGAAGUAUAGUACAUUGGGUAUUUAUAUUUGAGGCCAGUGUAGUUUCUGAAUAAAUUCCAACCCUGAUUAGAAAACUCAAGGAAUAGAGAACUCAUUUGUGAGCGCUAGUUAUGUUUGUAUUGUUUUGACUUUUACGACAUGAGUAACUCGUAUUUUUUUUUUUUUUUUUUUUAAUCGCUGUACUGUAGCUACCACAUCCUGAGCACACGCACCAGGAGACGGAUGUGAAAUAGUUUCAGCACAAUUUGAUUUACUUCAUUAUGUCUCAUUAUUCUCAACACUGUCACAUCAACUACUGCUCAGCUGCUGGCACUUCCACUGGCAAUACAGUCAUCUGGCACACACACACACACACACACACACACACACGCUCACACUACAAGUCACAAAUGUGCGACUCACACAUUUAAACAUGUAAUCAGCCACAUUCCCAGUUAAUCUCAAACAGUAUCGUACUGUUCAUUACAUUCCCUAAGUUAUCUUUGUUUUCUGUUCAGCGACUAACCGCAGAUCAUUCUGAUACUUUGCUUAAUAAAAUGAGGUGGGUUGAAAAUGAA
Paralichthys olivaceus (Japanese flounder) is the source of this 3184-nucleotide messenger RNA. NCBI's taxonomy places the organism in Eukaryota, Metazoa, Chordata, Actinopteri, Pleuronectiformes, Paralichthyidae. The record is from RefSeq and is a predicted model, not a curated record.